UGAAGUAGGAUGAAAAGAUUCAAAGUGGCUACUCUUCUCUUUGUGAACCACUCACCUCCAAAUCAUGAAAUUAUCACACUUCCAACACAACUCAACCUUUGUAAUAAACCUUCAAAAGAACCUGUAAUGUAAACCAAACCCUUUUCUCCUUCAUUCAACCUUUCAAAUGACAUCCAUGAUUUCAAUCUGUCUUUCUUCAACUCCCAAAUCCCGCCAUUUUUCUCUCUCCAGAAACUUCUCAAUCAAUCCCAUUUCUUCAUCUUCUUCUUCCGCCAUUAAUGUCGUAUUCAAGCACCAUCAUCCUUCCUUUCAAAGAUUCAACUUACCAUUGUCAAUUCCUCGUGUUUUGUCGCGCAAUCUGAGGAAGAAUUCUAGGGUUAGAAUUACGACUAUUAGAGCUAGCAGUAGUAGCAUCGAUGUUGCGACGUCGUUUAAGCCGGGGAAAUUGGUGGAGAGCGAUAAACUUCCGUCCGAUGUUCGAAAGCGAGCUAUGGACGCCAUUGAUUCUUCUGGAGGAAGAGUCACUAUUGGUGAUAUUGCUAGCAAAGCUGGCCUUAAAUUGAAUGAAGCUCAGAAAGCUUUGCAAGCACUUGCUGCUGAUACUGAGGGUUUCUUAGAGGUCUCAGAUGAAGGUGAUGUUCUCUAUGUUUUCCCAAAGGAUUAUCGUUCAAGGCUUGUGGGUAAAUCCUUCAGGAUGAAAAUUGAACCCUGGGCUGAUAAGGCAAAGUCUGGAGCUGAAUAUCUUAUAAGGGUUUCAUUUGGGACAACAUUAAUUGCUUCAAUUAUUCUUGUGUUUACAGCAAUUCUUAUAGCGGCCUCAAGUGGAAGUGAAGACGACAGUCGUAAGAGGCGAGGAGGUAGAUCAUUUAGUUCGGGUCCAAAUAUCAGCUUCUUUGUUAACCCAGCAGAUUUAUUUUGGUACACUGAUAUAAAUUACUAUAGGAGAACUCAAAGAAGAGGGAAUAAUGAAGGCAUGAACUUCAUUGAGUCUGUUUUCUCAUUUGUAUUUGGUGAUGGUGAUCCAAACCAAGGAAUUGAAGAAGAGAGGUGGAAGCUGAUAGGACAGUACAUAGCGUCAAAUGGUGGAGUGAUUACAGCUGAAGAACUUGCACCCUAUCUGGAUGUGCUGACAGAAGAAGAGAGUGAUGACUCGUAUAUAUUACCUGUGCUUCUACGGUUUGAUGGUCAGCCAGAAGUAGAUGAAGAGGGAAACAUAUUAUACAGAUUUCCAUCACUUCAGCGAACUGCUUCCUCGGCAAGGACUGGAAGGAGAGAGUAUGUUGGGAAACGAUCAUCAAUUAUGGAUGGUAUACAAAAGUUCUUCAAAGAAAAUAAGUGGCAAUUCAGCAAAACCAGUGCUGCCGAGAGAGCAAUGGUCAUUGGAUUGGGUGGACUGAAUUUGUUUGGUGUGGUUAUUCUUAGUACCAUGCUUAAGGACAUGGCUGUAAAACCUAGUGGAUUCCUCUCAUUAGCUUCGACAUUGUUGCCUGCGCUUCAGGUUUAUGCUGGCUCUUUCUUUGCAAUACCCUUGGUUCGCUGGUUAUUGACUCUCAAGAAAAAUUCUGAAAUAGAAAAACGGAAUCAAGUGAGAAAUCUACGAGCUCGGGCACUUGAAUCACCCGAUCUUUCUCUAAGACGCAAGCUUUUGAGUGCUAGGGACAUGGCACAGAGAACAUUCAUUGGUAAGGAGAGGAUUGUAUACAGCACAGAAAAGGGUCUAGAUGAGCAAGACUAUGAAGAGCGGGAAUGGACCAGAAGAUUUGAAGAACUUGAGAGGUUAGACUGACAAACACGUAGUAACCUGUAAAUGUAUUAUUUUUGCUAGUCCAAGAAGGUGUAGAGUGAUGCAGAUAGUAUAUUUGUAUUUUAGCAAAGGAAAAGAAAGCUUAUUGGUUUGGUUCAGUAUUUGUCGACAUUGGUCAAAACCGAGUCCCAGAAAAUUAGUUGCCUUCAUACUUGUCUUUUGGCUUGGACAUGGUCAGUCUGUACAGUACGGUUUAUACGACUGAAGGCAAUUACUGUGGAACGGUGGUGGGCUGUGUGGAACAUGCUCGAUGAAUUCACUAACAUCGAUGCAAUCUCUCAAGUUUGCAAAAUAAGUUGCUCUAUUAGCAGUAGGAUUGUACAUUUUCAGUGUAUAUGUAAAAGUUGAUGCGCUUUUGGAUAUUCAAUAUAUAUUUAUGUAUUCACUAUUUUUGUUUUUUUGAAACAAUGUAUUCACUAUUUAAGCUGAUUCUUUGGGUGAUUAACUAGAAUAUUCUAGUACUUUCUUUUUUCCCAAAAUAAAAGUUUCAUUUUUUUUUUUUUUUUUUUUAUAAAACUUUGCCUCAAAUAAAAGUCUCAUUUUACCUUUGUCAAUUUCAUUCCCUUUUAUACAAUCAAGCCUGCUUUCAUUUAUUUAUUAUUAUUUUUUUUGUUCACUUUUAAGCUGCCAAUCACACUAUCCAAAUUCU
Molecule: messenger RNA, 2453 nt
Organism: Chenopodium quinoa (quinoa)
Lineage: Eukaryota; Viridiplantae; Streptophyta; Magnoliopsida; Caryophyllales; Amaranthaceae
Exons: 13
Coding region: 167-1786 (539 amino acids)
Cellular component (GO): chloroplast envelope
Source: RefSeq, a predicted model, not a curated record